Lolium perenne is the source of this 812-nucleotide messenger RNA. RefSeq lists its product as uncharacterized. The record is from RefSeq and is a predicted model, not a curated record. NCBI's taxonomy places the organism in Eukaryota, Viridiplantae, Streptophyta, Magnoliopsida, Poales, Poaceae.
CUGUUUUCCUUUAUUAAUGCCAGAUACUAAAAUAUCCCUUACGUGGUAUAUGACUGUACUGAUUAGCUGCCGAAUACUGAAAUGUCCGUUAUGCAGUCCAUGAGGGAUUACCUGGACUCAGGUAUUGUGGAUUUUAAGAGCAUACUGGUGGAAGAGAUACCAAAGCUACCUAACAUCACUGCUCUGACGAUCACUAUCUCAACAUGGAGCGGGCAUUCCUAUGCUGCCAGUUUGGCAAGACUCAUUGCACAGUGCGUCAAUCUUGAAGAACUUCACAUUGACGUGAGGAGAGACUCCGCCAAGCCUGCAUGCUCCGAUGAAGCCUGCAUCUGUAACAAGGAAGGCGGGUGGGAGAACCAGGACUUCUCACUGGAGCGCCUCCGAAACUUGGACAUCGCCGGGGUCCAGGGACUGGACUACGAGGACCGCCUCCUUCAGAUGAUGCUAGCGGGCGCCCCAGCUAUCAAGAAGUUCAAGUUGCCUCCCUCGUUAGGGCAGGCAUACGAAACGUUCCUUCCUGCUAACUCCAGGGGACGUUGGAUCACUUGUGGCGAUGGUGUCUACAGGUGGACGCCCAACGAGUAGAUGCGAGACCAGUUCAGUUGUGAUAUGGAAGCCUGAAUGUCUUCGUCUUCUUUUGGAUACGGCAGAUCGAGGUUGAGAAAUUUUCGUCCACUACUUGAAGUUCAUAUGUUACUUCGUCUGCUCAUGCGUGCACUCUAAAGCCUAAAUGUUGUUGGAUGCAGCCACUCUAGUGUAUGAUGUACUAGCUGCUAUAUUUCGUAGGCUGCCGUGCGAUUUAGCUGGGGAUA